Bipolaris oryzae ATCC 44560 is the source of this 819-nucleotide messenger RNA. RefSeq lists its product as uncharacterized. The record is from RefSeq and is a predicted model, not a curated record. The transcript has 4 exons. Lineage: Eukaryota; Fungi; Ascomycota; Dothideomycetes; Pleosporales; Pleosporaceae. The coding region runs from base 1 to 819 and encodes 272 amino acids.
AUGUCAUCACCGCUAGUAGAACUUCCAUCACGACCAGAAAGAGUCGCGGUAGGGCCAACCGGGUUCCAACCUGUUCCAGACAAUGAACCGAAGAAAGCAAAGAAAAGAAAACGGGAAGAGGAGGAAGCUGAGAAGAAAGACGGUGCAAGCUGUUCAUUCUUGCUAUGGGGCUCCGAAGACUCUGAAAGCUCCAAAACCUGGGCUGUAGACGUUUCAAUUACUAACGAUGAGCAUGAGGAUGAAAUCUUCAAGGCAUUAAAAAAGAGGUAUCAUAAAGAACUUGGCCUCUCACGAAUCUUACAUGUGUUCAAAAGAUUCAAGAGACUUAAGCCCGUUACUUUCCGGCUGAUCUGCCGGGACUCAAAAAGGUUUCUGGCCUUCGUGCAACCUCUAGACCUAGACGAAUCGCACAAGAGGUACUCCAAAACACAGGAAGAAGUGUUGAAAUAUAUCAAAUCGAUAGCACCCUCGGACAUCCCCGAUGAUCCUCCAUAUUACUGCUAUCGCGAGAGCUCUGGGGAAUACUAUCACGUCGACUCUCAUUGUCCAAACGGUGGUUCGGAUGAGCCUGAUGUUCCAGCCUGUCCUUUCCAAGAAUUAGAUUGGUCCAGAAACCAGAUACAACUAGAGGGCUUGUACGUUGAGACUGCGUGGUGUCCUAUAAAAUCCCUGGUUGCAUGUUUGGGUAUCCUUUUCUCUUCGGUAGCAAUCGGAAGAAGCUUUUUCUGGGGCAGUUGGGAGGUCAUAUUUGGCGCUGGAAGCUUCAUCAUUGCUCUGUUGAUGUUAGUAUUGACUAUACUUAGUCGCUAUGAUGUCUGA